AUGACUGGCCAAGGCAUUGUUCCACAUCUGGGCAUCACGCCGAACUCGGCAAGGCGCGAAUCGGAGCGCACCUGCUGGAUAUGCUUUGCAACGGAGACUGAGAAUCUGAUGGCUACCUGGCUGCAUCCGUGCCAGUGCCGCGGCAGCACCAAAUGGGUGCACGAGAGCUGCCUCUAUCGCUGGAUCGACGAGAAACAGAAUGGCAAUUCGCGCGCAAAGGUUACCUGUAUGCAGUGCCAAGUCGAGUAUAUCAUCAUCUUUCCGAAGGUUAGCCGUUUGGCCAUAAUCUUGGAGCGCUUUCAGGAUAUCGUCCGUCACUGCAGUCUUUUUGUCGCUGCAAGCGCCUUUUUGGGCUCCGUUUAUUGGACGGCCGUCACUUAUGGCGGCCUCACGGUCAUCCAGGUGUUUGGCCAGCAGCGCGGCAUGGAGAUAAUGGAGAAGGGUGAUCCCUUUAUUCUGCUAGUCGGGCUGCCCUUCAUACCAGUGGCACUAAUACUCAGCCGCCUCAUACGGUGGGAGGAUGCUCUGCUGCGGCUCUGGCACAAGCGCCAUGAAAUUGCAGACAACUUGCCGCUGGUCAAACGGCUGUUCAAUCGGCCGUCCAAUUCGUCGCUCAGGGCCGGAGAGCCGGCGCCGCUGUCGGUGCCCGAUGAGCCGGUGGACUUUGCUCGCAUUUUCUGCGGCGGCAUUAUGUUGCCCAGCAUUGCGACAAUAAUGGGCAAUAUCAUGUAUAGAAAUAUGACGCCUCCGCUGUAUCGGACGCUGCUUGGCGGCGCCACGUUCAUCGGAGUGAAGGGCAUACUUAAGAUAUAUUUGCGACAAAAGCAAUAUCUAAACAAGACGCGCCGUCACAUUGUCGACUACACCGAAGAGAACGUGCGUAUCUAUAUGUCGGACGGACAGGAUGAAUCCCGGGAAAGUGUACGCCAAAUCGCCGGCUCUGAAGACAACGAAUCCGAUUUAGGUGAGGACAUGGAAAAUGAGGUUGCUGAUGCAGAUGUCGAUAUUAAUCCGGAUGCGACUCAAACAUCGGACAUAGACGAUUCGCAGUUCGAUGAUGUUAGAGAUCAUGUUAUUAUAAGCGUGCCAGACCGUCCAUAUACAUUGUUUCUUAGCUAA
Messenger RNA from Drosophila hydei, 1119 nucleotides. Its product is annotated as E3 ubiquitin-protein ligase MARCH5. Gene Ontology annotation, molecular function: zinc ion binding. NCBI's taxonomy places the organism in Eukaryota, Metazoa, Arthropoda, Insecta, Diptera, Drosophilidae. Bases 1 to 1119 code for a protein of 372 amino acids. The record is from RefSeq and is a predicted model, not a curated record. The transcript is spliced from 2 exons.